This is a messenger RNA of Knipowitschia caucasica, 1143 nucleotides long. The record is from the annotation of a GenBank genome assembly. NCBI's taxonomy places the organism in Eukaryota, Metazoa, Chordata, Actinopteri, Gobiiformes, Gobiidae.
AUGCUGUGCUUCAUAAUCCACAGUAACAACACGCACCCUGACGAGGAUAAGGACCACUACAAGACAGGAGUCCACAACAGCAUCACUGCAGUCACUGUUCCUGGGGUUGGAGUGGAAAUAGGAGCUGCUACUGCUGCCUCUAAACUUGCAGAACGAUACGCUUCACUUGCAUCACCGGAGGACUGCUCCAAGUUUGUACUGUCUCCACGAGAACUAGCACUUUUAGAAGACCAGAGCAGGACCCUAUUAUCAGCUGUCCCCGCAAAGCUGAUUCCACAACCGGUGGUCUUUCGAAGCGCUGGAGUAUCUGUGACUGUUCCUAUCCCUGUGCCUGUCUGUACCAGCGACUACGACAUGGUUUGCAAGAGGAAAUGCUCUGAAGUGCAGCGGUGCACUCCCUGUAAGCAGCCGCGUUGUGCCUUCUCUGGCCCAGAUGGAGGCCUAGAAAAUGGAGCAGAGUCCUCCUCAAAUGAGCCCAGCUCCUGCCAAGCCCCCGUCAGCCCUGCUCCCUCUGCCUCCUGCUCCUCCUCCUCUAUCUCUGAGGGCUGCUGUGGGCUGGGCCUCCCUGCAGAUGUUCCUCACAGCUCAAACUCCUCUCCAUGCUGUAAUCACCACCACGAAAACAACCAGCCCAAAGCUCCUGAAGCCACAGAGCAUUUAACUAUCAACCAACUGCCUUCCUCUAUCCUCCUCAAAGUGUUGUCCCACUUGACCGUGAAGGAGCGCUGUCUGUGUGCCUCGCUGGUCUGCAAGUACUGGCGCGACCUCUGCUUAGACUUUCAGUUCUGGAAGCAGAUCGACCUCAGCGGCCUACAACAAGUUAAUGAUGAGCUGUUGGUGAAGAUAGCCUCCCGUAGACACAACGUGACCGAGAUCAACAUAUCAGAUUGCAGACGAGUCCACGACAGCGGCGUCUCCACACUGGCCUCGCACUGUCCCGGGCUGCAGAAGUACACCGCGUAUCGCUGCAAACAGCUGGGAGAUGCGUCGCUCUCAUCUCUGGCCGCACACUGCCCCCUGCUGCUCAAAGUGCAUGUCGGCAACCAGGACAAACUGACAGAUGAGGCACUCAAAAAGUUGGGAGAGUAUUUGUGGGGAGCUGAAGGACAUCCACUUGGGCCAGUGCUACAGUAUAACGGAUGA